CCACCAUGGUUUCCCCACCUCGGAUUGAAAGCCUACUACCAUGCUGUACAGUCCACACUGCCGGCCCAUUGAUUCCGCAGCAAUCAAGAAGAGUCUCUCCUAUACUUGAAAAGAGUGUAAACUUAUAUUAAGAUGGGUGAAUACGACGAAAAGUCGGACGCUGCGUCGUCUGACGGCAUCAAAAUGGAGAAGAACUAUGGCGUCAAGGAAACGGUAAUGGACGAUCCCGUCAUCGAGAACGCAAAGAACGAGACCGAUAUCACGGUCACCGAGCUUGGCCUUGGUCCGGACUUGCGUCAACGGGCGCUCGACCGUCUGAACCAUGAAGUCCACGAUGACUUGGUUGAUAUCUUGGGCAACGACCCGGUCUUGGAGUAUCUGCUUGAUAUGCUGCUCACCAUGUCGACCUCGGAAGCUAUCCAAGUUCUCACUGCUGCCGCGGAGUACCACGGCGACGAUACCAACUUUGCUGCGCGCUCUCUUGUCAAGAUUCAAAGCCUGCUAGCUGGUGAGGACGCCUAUGGAAAGGGCCACGAGGAGUACGUCUUGGAUCUUUUGAUCGAAGCCACUGUCUUGAAGUUCCACUCUCCCUACCCCGAGGUGCGAGCUGUCUGCGAUCCUAUGGAUGAUCCCUCCAUCCCUGUCGAGACAAUCCGCGCUUACUUCCUUGGUAUUUGCUGGGUUGCGGCCGGUUCAUUCAUCAAUCAGAUGUUCACUUUCCGUCAGCCCUCGCUUACAAUUGGUGCUACCGCUAUUCAGAUUUUGCUCUACCCCUGUGGUAAAUUCUUGGAGCGCGUCCUGCCUGAUUGGGGAUUCUCCAUCCGUGGUCAUCGGAUCUCACUCAACCCCGGACCGUGGAACAACAAGGAGCAGAUGUUGGCCACUUUGAUGGUCAACGUCGGCUCGACAUCCAGUAACUUUAUGAGUUACGUCGUCGUCAUGAAGCUCGACCGUUUCUUUGCUCAGCGAUGGGUCGACUUUGGUUUCAUUUUCCUGCUCAACACUUCCACCCAGUUCUUUGGUUUCGGCUUAGCUGGUCUUCUUAGACGAUUUGUGGUCUAUCCCGCGAAGGCUAUUUGGCCCUCACUCUUGCCCACAGUCAUGCUUAACCGUACCCUGCUGCUUCCCGAAGAGAAGCACAGCAUCCACGGAUGGACGAUUUCCCGAUACAAGUUCUUCUUCAUCGUCUUGGGCUGCAUGAUGAUCUACUACUGGCUUCCCGGCUUUAUCUUCACUGCUCUCAGUACUUUCAACUGGAUGACCUGGAUUGCACCCAACAACAAGAACUUGGCUAUCGUGACCGGCUCCGGUAUCGGCUUGGGAUACAACCCUCUUACUACUUUUGACUGGGGUGUGAUCGGUUACACUGCUCCUCUUGCUGUUCCGUUUUUCUCCUUGGCCAACCAGUACUCUGGAAUGUUCAUUGCCGGUCUCAUUAUGCUUGGUCUCUACUACCGCAACUACAAGUGGAUGGGCCAUAUCCCCAUCAACUCCACCAGUUCGUUUGAUAACCAGGGCAACAAGUACAAUGCCUCGCGUAUCGUCAACGACGAUCUCACUCUCAACCUUGAGAACUACAAGAACUACUCGCCGCCUUUCCUUUCUAUGGGAUACCUUAUGUGUUAUGGCUCUGAGUUUGUUAUGUUCACAAUGUCGGUUGUCUACAUCGGACUUGCUGAAUGGCGAGCUCUGAAGGAGAGAUUCGCUGGAUUCUACAAGGCUCUGCGUUACCGUGGAAGAUCCAACUUUGACAACUAUGAUGAUGCUCUUUGCCGUCUUAUGAGAGCGUACCCUGAGGUUCCUGACUGGUGGUAUCUCAUCAUCUUGGUCUUGUCGCUCGUGUUUGGCAUCAUUGCUUGCGUUGUCUACCCGACGAACACUCCCUGGUGGUCCAUCAUCGUCAUUAUCGUCAUUUGUAUCUUCCUUAUCUUCCCUAGUGCCAUCAUCUUCUCUAUCACUGGUUACGAACUUGGAUUCAACGAUAUCGCUAUCGUCGUCGCUGGUUACAUGAUUCCCGAGCACGCUAUCGCAAACAUGAUCUGUCGUGUGUACGGUUGGAACGUCGACGCCCAGGCUGAGAGUUUGAUUGGCGACCAGAAGCUCGGACACUAUGCUAAGAUCCCGCCAAGAGCGCUUCUUCGUGGACAGCUGCUGGCUACCAUCAUCCAGACCUUUGUUACCAUCGCGGCCUACAACGUCUUGGUCCAGUCCUUCCCUGAUCUCUGCGCCUCGGACCAGUCCAACAGAUUCGUCUGCCCGUUCCCCAAUGCGCUGUACACCGCUACCCUCGUCUGGGGUGUCGUCGGACCCAAGCGUAUGUUUGAGACCUUGUACCCCAUGCUCAAGUGGGCUUUCUUGAUCGGUGUCCUGAUCGGAGCUCCUUGCUACUACACUCGUGUCUUCCUCAUGCGCUUCAAGUACCUCUCUUGGCUCAAGAACUUCAACCCCAUUCUGUGCCUUGCGGGCAUGAACUUGUUCCAGUCCGGCUACAACCUCUCCUACUACACCCCCGGUCUCGAGAUGGGUUUCAUCUUCAUGUACUACAUCCGUCGCCACUACCUCGCCUGGUGGACCAAGUACAACUUCGUGCUCACCGCCGCGCUCAGCGCGGGUGUCGCUCUCUGCGCUAUCUUGAUUUUCGCUACCCUGCAGGUCACGAACGUCAGUAUCCCAUGGUGGGGACGAACCGUCUCCAACGCGGGUGUAGAUGGUGAUGGCACGGCUACCGUGUUCCCGAUUCCGGCAAAGGGUUACUUUGGCCCUGACACCUGGAGUUAAAUCUGUUCCAAAAAUUCUUAACUGAUCGUUUCUUUUUUUCUCUACUCAAUGUCUGUUGUUUUUCGAGCCUUUCUGUUUGGCUAGGUAGCUUUUAUAUGAUAUAUAACGUUUUUUCCUUUUUUGAAUAUAUGAAUAGUAUUAUAUAUUAU
Molecule: messenger RNA, 2927 nt
Organism: Myxozyma melibiosi
Lineage: Eukaryota; Fungi; Ascomycota; Lipomycetes; Lipomycetales; Lipomycetaceae
Product: OPT oligopeptide transporter protein-domain-containing protein
Exons: 2
Coding region: 133-2778 (881 amino acids)
Biological process (GO): transmembrane transport
Cellular component (GO): plasma membrane
Molecular function (GO): oligopeptide transmembrane transporter activity
Source: RefSeq, a predicted model, not a curated record